This is a messenger RNA of Capronia coronata CBS 617.96, 1071 nucleotides long. Its product is annotated as cytochrome c heme-lyase. The record is from RefSeq and is a predicted model, not a curated record. Gene Ontology annotation, cellular component: mitochondrion. Gene Ontology annotation, molecular function: holocytochrome-c synthase activity. The transcript has 2 exons. Bases 1 to 1071 code for a protein of 356 amino acids. Gene Ontology annotation, biological process: cytochrome c-heme linkage. Lineage: Eukaryota; Fungi; Ascomycota; Eurotiomycetes; Chaetothyriales; Herpotrichiellaceae.
AUGGGUUGGUUCUGGGCAGACCAACCGAAACCCAGUGCGCCACUGGUUGCGCCGCAUCCAAUACCACAUCCUGCGGCCACUCCUCCGGCAGCAUGUCCCAUGCACAAGCCAGACUCAAAAGUGACCAGUACACCAUUCCUUCCACGCGCGGAUCAAUCCUCAUGCCCUGUAAAAUCCCCCAACUACCCGCUUCUCCAUCAACCCGUAUCCGAUAAGUCACAAUCCUCAGAACCACAAAAGGGAAACGAGCAACCGUCCCGGACAUCUCUCACACUUGCGAAACUGAAUCCGUUGAACUACAUGCCCUCGCUAUCGAAUGCCCGCCCAUCCGACUCGCCGCAAGAAAUAACUCUGCCACUGGAGCGAGAAGUCUCGUCCAUCCCGCGUGGCGACGCCGACGCGAACUGGGAAUACCCGUCUCCGCAGCAGAUGUACAAUGCGAUGCUGCGCAAAGGAUACACCGACACUCCCGCGGACGCCGUCGAGUCCAUGGUCGCCGUACACAACUUCCUCAAUGAAGGCGCCUGGAGGGAGAUCGAGGAGUGGGAGCAAGUCUUUGGCAAGGGCCUCCUGAAUGCCUGGCAGAUAUGCAGUCGCGGCGAACGCGGCAUUGCGAUGGAACGCGCAAAGCGUGAAUAUCUCGCCCAGCACAGGGAGGCGCUGGGGCUGCCCGACCCGGAGGAGGAGUCUCGUCCCAAACUUGUUCGGUUCAUGGGCCGUCCGGGCGAACCGACGCCCAAAGCCCGCAUUCUCUCGGCUUUGGGGUACGUGAUGCCCGAGAAGUUCGGCGGCGAGCCUCCCUUUGAUCGUCAUGAUUGGUAUGUUGCGCGCAAAAUGCCCGAUGGCUCUGUCAAGCAGGUCCGCUAUGUGAUCGACUAUUACAGUGGCGGUGUCCAGGACACCGGCGAGCCUGUCUUCUACUUGGACAUCAGACCCGCUCUGGACACGCCGACGGCCGCAGUCGAGCGGGCGAUGAGAUGGGGCGGCGACCUCUGGCAUCGGGCAAGCGGCGGUGUUGCUAGGGAGGAAGGCGCCCGGAGGAAGGGUUCGAACGGGAACGCCAGCUCAUAG